AAAGAUUCGGAUAUUAUUUAAUUUUAAUUGAGAAAUUUUUUAAUAUAUGAACCAAACGUCAUAACUUUCAUAAGCUUUCACGUAUUUCCGUUAGAAUAGACACGGUACAAACAGGCAUGCUUCAUGAAUGGUUUAAGCCAACUAAAAAUGAACCAACAUUUCUUAGCAAUCCUGGAAAAAUGCAAUCGUCUCAACCAUCUGAAGCAACUCCAAUCCUUCAUCAUCACCCACGGCCAGUCCCAAACCCAAUUCUACAUCUUCAAGCUGCUUAUGCCUCUCACCCCAACUAUCAUACCUCUGCAUUUGCUCUUUAUCGUCACAUGCUUUGCAAGGGGAAGCCAACUCCCAACCAUUUUAUUUACCCUCAUGUCUUAAAAUCAGCUCCUGAGGUUUUGGAGUCCAAUGGCACAAAACUGGUUCAUACCCAGAUUUUUAAAUCGGGUUUUGGACAAUACCCAGUUGUUCAAACGGCUCUUGUUGAUUCGUAUUCGAGGACUGGUUCUUGCAUAGAGAUUGCAAGGGAUUUCUUUGAUGAAAUGUCUGAAAGGAAUGUUGUGUCUUGGACUGUUAUGGUUUCUGGGUAUAUGAGAGUAGGGGAUGUUGGAAAGGCUGUUUUGCUUUCUGAGAAGAUGCCUGAUAGGGAUGUUCCUUCUUGGAAUGCUGUUAUCGCAGGGUGCACACAGAAUGGAUUCUUUUCUGAGGCUAUUUCACUCUUGAGAAAGAUGGUAAUGGGGGGAAAAGAGGCAGUGAAUAGGCCUAAUCAGGUUACAGUUGUUUGCAGUCUAUCAGCUUGUGGAAACACUGGGAUGUUUCAGCUUGGUAAAUCAAUCCAUGGUUUUGUUUAUAGAAAUGGUAUUGGUAAUGAUUGUUUAGUAGCUAAUGCUUUGAUAGAUAUGUAUGGGAAAUGUGGGAGCUUAGAAACAGCAAGAAAGAUUUUUGAAAUGAGUUCCAAGAAAAACUUGACAUCUCGGAACUCUAUAAUCAAUUGUUUUGCACUACAUGGACAAAGUGACAAGGUAAUUAGUGUGUUUGAGGAGAUGAUCAAUUGCGGAGUUGAUGAUAUAAGACCUGAUGCGGUUACCUUUAUCAGUCUGUUGAAUGCUUGUACACAUGGAGGAUUGGUUGAAAAAGGUCGUGCUUAUUUUGAGUUGAUGACUAGUAGUUACAAUAUUGAACCUCGGAUUGAUCACUAUGGUUGUUUAAUCGAUCUUCUUGGUAGAGCAGGAAAGUUUGAAGAAGCAUUGGAAGUCAUUAACUGUAUGAAGAUGGAACCUGAUGAGGUUGUUUGGGGCUCAUUGCUAAAUGGGUGUAAAAUAUAUGGUCGCUCGGAUUUGGCAGAGCUUGCAGUAAAAAAACUGAUUGAAAUUGACCCAAACAAUGGUGGUUAUGGCAUCAUGUUGGCAAAUUUAUAUGGAGAGUUAGGGAAAUGGGAUGAUGUACGCAAGUUAAGGAAGAAGUUGAAGGAGCAGAAUGCUUAUAAGACACCGGGUUGCCGUUGGAUUGAGGUUGAUAGCGAAGUUCAUCAAUUCUAUUCUGUUGAUAAGACACAUCCUAGAACUGAUGAGAUAUACAAUAUCCUGGAAAGCAUGGUUGGUUUGUACUAAGCUCAUAUUGUUUUCACAGUUUUGCCAGCCUGGAACAUCGGCUUUACAGUCCAAAUCUUAUUUUUGACACAGUGCUUUUACGAACAAGAUUGUCACAGAUAUACCAGAAAACUUUUCUUAUAUUCUUUUAUUUUUGACAAACUUUGGCUCAUAUGCCAAGAAGCCUUCAAGGGAACGGGUUUAAUGGCAAUAUAUUUUACUGGAAUGGAAGCAAGAGCUUGCUUUAGCUGUGGCAGAACUUCAGUGGAACUUGUGAAACUGAAGGUUAUUUCCAUCAUGCCCCAAUGGAAUUUACAGGAAAGAAGAAGAAAAGUGCCGUACCAACUACUUUUAUAGAAGUACAAGAUGUGCAAAUCAGAACUGCUCGCUCUCUAGAGGUGCAAGGGGAAAUAGAUGAUUCCAAGUAGCUGAAUGACCCUGUUUUUUUUAAUAUACUUCUUUUUUUUCACAACUCAUACUCAUUGGGGUCAUUUGUUUUAUCGUCCUCUUCAUCACUUUGAACAUCAAGAUUAUCAACUUUUGUAUAAUAUCAUCAGUUUACGUAAUACGAGACU
Messenger RNA from Durio zibethinus, 2158 nucleotides. NCBI's taxonomy places the organism in Eukaryota, Viridiplantae, Streptophyta, Magnoliopsida, Malvales, Malvaceae. The record is from RefSeq and is a predicted model, not a curated record.